AAAUCCGACGUAGACGGCGGCAGGCGGAGCCCAAGGCCAGUGAUGCAGGGUGCGCAGGGAUCCCACCUGGAGAGUCGGGGCGGCACGUUGAGACCCCAGGGGUGAAGGGCGGGGGAUUCCAAUCCCAGCCCUGUUUUCCCCUCCCCUUUCCCCGCCUCCUUCUCGCCCCUCCCCCCUCCUCCCCUCUGGUUGGAAAGUUUCUAGAAUCUCUUCCCAGCGGCCUUUGCGGUUCCAACAUGGCGGAGCUGACGGUGGAGGUUCGCGGCUCCAACGGGGCUUUCUACAAGGGAUUUAUCAAAGAUGUUCAUGAAGACUCCCUUACAGUUGUUUUUGAAAAUAAUUGGCAACCAGAACGCCAGGUUCCAUUUAAUGAAGUUAGAUUACCACCACCACCUGAUAUAAAAAAAGAAAUUAGUGAAGGAGAUGAAGUAGAGGUAUAUUCAAGAGCAAAUGACCAAGAGCCAUGUGGGUGGUGGUUGGCUAAAGUUCGGAUGAUGAAAGGAGAAUUUUAUGUCAUUGAAUAUGCUGCUUGUGACGCUACUUACAAUGAAAUAGUCACAUUUGAACGACUUCGGCCUGUCAAUCAAAAUAAAACUGUCAAAAAAAAUACCUUCUUUAAAUGCACAGUGGAUGUUCCUGAGGAUUUGAGAGAGGCGUGUGCUAAUGAAAAUGCACAUAAAGAUUUUAAGAAAGCAGUAGGAGCAUGCAGAAUUUUUUACCAUCCAGAAACAACACAGCUAAUGAUACUGUCUGCCAGUGAAGCAACUGUGAAGAGAGUAAACAUCUUAAGUGACAUGCAUUUGCGAAGUAUUCGUACGAAGUUGAUGCUUAUGUCCAGAAAUGAAGAGGCCACUAAGCAUUUAGAAUGCACAAAACAACUUGCAGCAGCUUUUCAUGAGGAAUUUGUUGUGAGAGAAGAUUUAAUGGGCCUGGCAAUAGGAACACAUGGUAGUAACAUCCAGCAAGCUAGGAAGGUUCCUGGAGUUACCGCCAUUGAGCUAGAUGAAGAUACUGGAACAUUUAGAAUCUACGGAGAGAGUGCUGAUGCUGUAAAAAAGGCUAGAGGUUUCUUGGAAUUUGUGGAGGAUUUUAUUCAGGUUCCUAGGAAUCUCGUUGGAAAAGUAAUUGGAAAAAAUGGCAAAGUUAUUCAAGAAAUAGUGGACAAAUCUGGUGUGGUUCGAGUGAGAAUUGAAGGGGACAAUGAAAAUAAAUUACCCAGAGAAGACGGUAUGGUUCCAUUUGUAUUUGUUGGCACUAAAGAAAGCAUUGGAAAUGUGCAGGUUCUUCUAGAGUAUCAUAUUGCUUAUCUAAAGGAAGUAGAACAGCUAAGAAUGGAACGCCUACAGAUUGAUGAACAGCUGCGACAGAUUGGUAUGGGUUUCAGACCUUCUUCCACCAGAGGGCCUGAAAAAGAGAAAGGAUAUGCCACUGAUGAAAGUACCGUCUCUUCUGUACAAGGUUCUAGGUCUUAUAGCGGAAGAGGCAGAGGUCGUCGGGGACCUAAUUACACCUCCGGUUAUGGUACAAAUUCUGAGCUGUCUAACCCCUCUGAAACGGAAUCUGAGCGUAAAGACGAGCUGAGUGAUUGGUCAUUGGCAGGAGAAGAUGAUCGAGACAGCCGACAUCAGCGUGACAGCAGGAGACGCCCAGGAGGAAGAGGCAGAAGUGUUUCAGGGGGUCGAGGUCGUGGUGGACCACGUGGUGGCAAAUCCUCCAUCAGUUCUGUGCUCAAAGAUCCAGACAGCAAUCCAUACAGCUUACUUGAUAAUACAGAAUCAGAUCAGACUGCAGACACUGAUGCCAGCGAAUCUCAUCACAGUACUAACCGUCGUAGGCGGUCUCGUAGACGAAGGACUGAUGAAGAUGCUGUUCUGAUGGAUGGAAUGACUGAAUCUGAUACAGCUUCAGUUAAUGAAAAUGGGCUAGAUGAUAGUGAAAAAAAACCCCAGCGACGCAAUCGUAGCCGCAGGCGUCGCUUCAGGGGUCAGGCAGAAGAUAGACAGCCAGUCACAGUUGCAGAUUAUAUUUCUAGAGCUGAGUCUCAGAGCAGACAAAGAAACCUCCCAAGGGAAACUUUGGCUAAAAACAAGAAAGAAAUGGCAAAAGAUGUGAUUGAAGAGCAUGGUCCUUCAGAAAAGGCAAUAAACGGCCCAACUAGUGCUUCUGGCGAUGACAUUUCUAAGCUACAGCGUACUCCAGGAGAAGAAAAGAUUAAUACCUUAAAAGAAGAAAACACUCAAGAAGCAGCAGUCCUGAAUGGUGUUUCAUAAACUGAAGAAGUUCCUAGUUUACAGUUCUUUUACAUUACAUUUACAAUAGUGCUUGUACAAGCUUGCCAAAGAUAGAAUAUGGAUCGCCAGUCUUUACAUCGCACUUUCAGUUCCUCCAUUUGGAAUUCAAAAAGGGGAGGGAUCCUGAAGAAAUCAUAUGUUAAACAUACUUUGACACCUACUGUGUUAUAAAAUAUAUCAUCAGAUGUGCCUUGAGAAUAGUAUAUGUAACAUUAAAAAAAAGUUGCUGGCUAUAGGAAAUGUUAUUUUGUUUUCAAAAUAUGGCAGAGAUGGGGGGUGGUGGGUGGGGUGGGAUCCCUAACGUAAUAUUCUUUAUGAAAGCAUUAGCUGCUUUUGUUACAUUUUUAAUAUGCAACCACUUCUUCACCUGAGGAAAACUAGAAUGAAAUGCAGUCUAAAAUAUUUUGCACUGAAUUGUAAUUUCUUCAUUAGUUUAGUCUGGAAACUGGUCUGUUUUAAUGUGUUUUUUAAAUGCUGUAUGUAGAGGAAAAUCUGCAGACCACUGGAAUACAUUUGUUAAACUCUCAUCUGCAGGGACACUGGGCGAUACUUGGCAGUGACUGUUCUACCUUGAGGCUUUGUUUGGUUUAUUUAUUAAAGUGUACAGUAUUUAAAAAUCAAACAUAGCUUUAGUUAAAACACUAAGCUGAAUUAGUCAUGUCCAUUCAGACAUAACCUGAACUACUGAAAAGAUCAAUUUCCAGAAGGUUUAUUCUGUAUAAACUACAUGUUAGUCUUCAGUAGAUUAUCUUUUUUUUCCUUUUUUUUUUUUUUUAUUUCGGUUGUUUGAUGUGCAAUAUGUUUUUGUAUGCAGGUAGUAAAUAAACUUUGAUCUUCCA
Gorilla gorilla gorilla (western lowland gorilla) is the source of this 3130-nucleotide messenger RNA. RefSeq names its product FMR1 autosomal homolog 1 (gene FXR1). Gene Ontology annotation, molecular function: mRNA 3'-UTR binding; translation regulator activity. The record is from RefSeq and is a predicted model, not a curated record. The transcript is spliced from 17 exons. Gene Ontology annotation, biological process: mRNA transport; regulation of translation at presynapse, modulating synaptic transmission; regulation of mRNA stability. Gene Ontology annotation, cellular component: cytoplasmic stress granule; nucleus; neuron projection. Lineage: Eukaryota; Metazoa; Chordata; Mammalia; Primates; Hominidae. Bases 237 to 2270 code for a protein of 677 amino acids.